AUGUGCUCAAUAGACGAGGACAUCUACCUCAUGAGGUGUCCCCUCAUCUGUUUUUAUGCUGUUGAGUACCACUUGCCCCACAGAGUUGCUCGACAGUUCGGAUUGCGCCAGGAGUUUCCGGUGGAGCCAUUCUCGACUUCAAUAGAACUUCAUAAGUUCGACAGACAGAGACAGAAGAAGGUCACGGACUUCGAGACGCACCAUCGUGAUUACAUUGAUGAAUGGAACCAGCAGGGGGAUCUGAACUAUGAGAAUGACCAGGCGCACACAAACUACAACUUCCGGAGGUAUUUGAUUUGGUAUUCUGGUGUGACUAGGUGCAAGUUGAAGGGACAGUGGACAGCAGCAGACUACGCCGAGCAAGAAUCGUCAGACGACGAAGACACAGCUUUCGACAUAGCUGCUCGGCACGGAUCCCAAAUUGAGGCUGCUCCAAUCCUUGAUAGAGUGGUAACUAUUUCUUUAAUAAAAUUAUAG
This is a messenger RNA of Zea mays, 477 nucleotides long. Its product is annotated as serine/threonine-protein phosphatase 7 long form homolog. NCBI's taxonomy places the organism in Eukaryota, Viridiplantae, Streptophyta, Magnoliopsida, Poales, Poaceae. Gene Ontology annotation, biological process: meristem maintenance; meristem development. The coding region runs from base 1 to 477 and encodes 158 amino acids. The record is from RefSeq and is a predicted model, not a curated record. The transcript has 2 exons.